AUCAUGUCCAUCAUUCAUCUAUUUCUAACAUAGAACUUGCUGCACCCGACUUUUUCUCGCUUCUAUCAUCUCCCCCCAACCCCGCAUAAUUAUUUAUUUUUUUUAUUAUAAUAUCUCUGAUAAAUUAGGCAGAAAAUUAAACAUCUCUCUCUCUCUUCAAAUUUCGCUCUCUUGAGGAACUUUGAUUCAAGAAGUUUAUUAUGUCAGGCAUGGAGGGUGUCAAAGAUCAAGAGCAGGUGGUUGGAAAUGUCCCUGGUUCCAUGCCAACAUCUCAAGAUCAGGAAGAAGCUAUAAAGAAAAAAUAUGGAGGAAUCGUGCCCAAGAAACCUCCACUUAUUUCUAAGGACCAUGAACGGGCAUACUUCGAUUCUGCUGACUGGGCACUUGGAAAGCAAGGUGGUGAGAAACCUAAAGGACCACUGGAAGCCCUUCGGCCAAAAUUACAGCCUACACAACAACAGACGCGGUACCGGAAGUCUCCUUAUGCCCCAUCAGAUGGUGAAGACGCUGAAGCUGCUCCAUCCGAGGAUGCAACUCCCAAUGAAUGAGAAAUUAUUGUUGGCCUUUUGAUCUAGUAAAGGAUUCUGAUUGUUAUUUUAAUACCUAAAUAGGCAAUGAGUAAUUUUCUGUUAUUUUGGAGAAAUAAAAGUUAUGGAUAUUGUCAAAAAAAAAAAAAAAAAG
Jatropha curcas is the source of this 681-nucleotide messenger RNA. Its product is annotated as cAMP-regulated phosphoprotein 19-related protein. Gene Ontology annotation, molecular function: protein phosphatase inhibitor activity. The record is from RefSeq and is a predicted model, not a curated record. NCBI's taxonomy places the organism in Eukaryota, Viridiplantae, Streptophyta, Magnoliopsida, Malpighiales, Euphorbiaceae. Gene Ontology annotation, cellular component: cytoplasm.